AUGUCAGAUCCUUUUCGUUAUUACAUCGCUCCCCCUAUUGACUGGUCGGACGACCAGCUGGACACCUUUAGAGCCAUCAUGGAUACAUUUAUCGCCUCACUGACACCCGAAGAGGAGGAAAACUUGGCGAAGAACCUGAGCAAUACUGGGUUGCACAACCGCCAAGACAUUCGUGAGUUUGCCCAGCUAUCUUGCACGUCGCUUGAAACGCUGGAUUCCAUCAAAGCCUUCGUUAACCGAGCGGUGGCCCCCGAGAAGCGUCAGGAGCUCGGUAUGCUUCUGUCUCUCUUGUCCACUCGCGCAGGCACGUUUGCUCUCACCGGCCACUUUACAGAAUUUAAGCUUUUGUCCCGUCAGGAACGAGAAAAGGUUUUCCUCAAUUGGAAAGAUUCAUUCUUGCCGCAGUUACGACUGAUCUACAAAACCUUUUUUGCCAUUACCUGUCAUCCAUCGUAUGGAGCCAAAUCCAGUGUACUACACAGGGGCAUGGGAUAUCCUGGUCUGGAUGUAGCACGUUCGCACCCCGAUUAUAAGCCGUUUAAGGAACAUGAACGUUUACGGAUGAUGUCUCUCGAGGACUUGCAACCUGACCUGGAAUUUGAUGCCAUUGUGAUCGGAAGUGGUGCAGGCGGAGGAGUAACAGCGGCUGAACUUGCCAAAGCCGGUAAAUCUGUCUUGGUGAUCGACAAGGGUACAUACUAUCAUGCUUCCGAACUUGAACUUCAUGAAGCUUCUGCAUUUGCCAACUUGUACGAACACGGCGGCUUCUUUUCAAGUGGCGAAGGCUCCAUCAAUAUAUUGGCCGGAAGCACCUUUGGCGGUGGCACUACUGUUAAUUGGUCGGCAUCUCUGAAGUUACAACAUUUUGUACGCGAAGAAUGGGCUAAGCAAGGGCUGAGUCACUUCCUUUCACCCAAGUUUGCCAAAGACCUGGAUCGAGUCUUUGAACGUAUUGGCGCUAGCACCGAUGGGAUCAAACAUAAUGGUCCUAAUCAGAUUCUCGUUGACGGUUGCAAACAACUUGGAUUCCCGGUAGCCGAUUUGCAUCAAAAUACGGAUGGUCAGGCGCAUGCUUGCAACUGGUGCUUUGCUGGUUGUAAAGACGGUAUCAAGAAUGGUACCGUGAACUCUUGGCUUCGUGACGCGAAUGACCAUGGUGCUAGAUUCCUCGAUCGCACCAAAGUUCUUCGGGUGGUAACUGAAAAAGGCGUGGCGGUCGGUGUGGAAGCCGUUGUCCAGUACAGUCAUCAUGUCACUAUCCGUGCCAAGCAGGUUGUGGUAGCUGGUGGUUCCUUGCAAUCACCAGGGAUACUGUUGCGUAGCGGGUUAACCAACAAAAACAUUGGCCGUCAUCUUCGUUUACAUCCUUGCAGUAUCACUUUUGGUUUUUUUGAUCGCAACAUUGAUAUGUUUGAAGGAUCCAUCAUGACUGCGGUGAGCAAUGUUGCCGAAAAUGUGGAUCAUGAAGGCUACGGUGCCAAGCUGGAGGUUCCUUGUCUGCAUCCUGGCAGCUUUGCAACGGUACUGCCAUGGCGUGGUGCCGCGCAUCAUAAAGAGCUUAUGAUGCGGUACCGCCAAUGCGCUCCAAUUUUGAUCUUGGCUCGCGAUAAGGAUUCUACAGGAGCUGUCCGCUAUGACGAACAUAAUAACUUGAUCGUUGAUUUUGCUCUAUCCACCCAUGACCGUCAAUCCAUUUUGGCCGGUAUUGACCGUUCAUUAUUGGUUCUCGUAGCUGCCGGUGCCCGAGAAUUGCACACUGGCCAAUUUGGCGUAGAGCCUUUCAAAUUCGAACCUGACGAAGAGUCUCGUGUGGACAAUCCUAGAUUCAUGCAGUGGCGUCAAAAGGUUCUCAAAUAUGGUCUUCCUCAGGACGGUGCCGGCGUAUUCUGUGCUCAUCAAAUGGGUACAUGUCGUAUGGGUAUAUCACCCAAGGUAUCGGUCACAAAGCCCACCGGAGAAACGUGGGAAGUCAAGAAUUUGUACGUAUCCGAUGCGUCAUUAUUCCCAUCAGCCAGUGGCGUCAAUCCAAUGGUCACAACUGAAGCAUUGGCUCUUCACGUUGCUGACACCAUCCUAAAGACAUCGGAUACUUCAACUGCCGCAAAACUAUAA
This is a messenger RNA of Radiomyces spectabilis, 2112 nucleotides long. RefSeq lists its product as uncharacterized. The transcript is spliced from 7 exons. Bases 1 to 2112 code for a protein of 703 amino acids. NCBI's taxonomy places the organism in Eukaryota, Fungi, Mucoromycota, Mucoromycetes, Mucorales, Radiomycetaceae. The record is from RefSeq and is a predicted model, not a curated record. Gene Ontology annotation, molecular function: long-chain-alcohol oxidase activity; flavin adenine dinucleotide binding.